GUACAAUUUUAUUUCUAUGUGGAUGUAUCCUCCAAUGCUUUCAGGCUUUAAUGUUAAAUGUCUUCAAACAGAUCUGUAAAUGCUCUUUUCAUUAGACUUUAGUCCCCAAUGAGUCUCCAGAUAGACGGGACAUUUUGAGGAAGUGGUUUAGCCAGAAACAGGAAACCCAACGCUGCAGUUUAUGUACCCAGACAAACUGAAACACUCAAUAGAUGCGUGGAACAACCUCAACGAAGAAGACUAGAAACUUCCCCGCAAAAACCCCAAACAUCACAACAUGGAAGCUCAACAAGUUUGGCAUCUUUCUUCCAUGUCGACCUGGAUAUUUGUCUUUUGCUUCCUGCCUGCUUGCUCAGGAAUGGACGCACCAAAACUCAGCCUGGAAAGCACCGUCUUUGUGGCCUUCCCAGGCGAAGACCUCCACAUUAAGUGUGAGGUGAUGAUGAUCCCAGCAAACGUAAGCGGCGGCGACUUGAUGUGCUUCGAUCCUCUCGACGAACAGAUAUAUAGCAAACCCAUCACUGGGACGACCGGCGAGCAAAAUGUCAAAGUGACAUUGGAGCUGAAAAACCUGACCACAUCAGGAGAAUACAGUUGUCACUAUAAAACAGCCAAAGUGUACUGGUUUCUUCGAGUGGGAAGUGAAAGCAACACGAAGUCGGAAGGAAUGCUGGAUUACACAGAAUCCAGCAUACUCGGCGUCUUCACUGUUGUGCUGCUGGUUUUCAGUGUGGUCGGCUCAUUGUAUGUCUUCAGAGGAAAUGGGAAAGAUCACAUCACUGGAAGUGGCGACACCGGCAGAAACAGAGAAGGAAGGACAGAAAGUGAAGUUGUGGAACACAACGUUGAUGCAAUAACAGCUCCGUCUACCUCUUUUUAUGCUAGUCUUGAGCCUCGGCCCAGGUCCAUUUAUGAUGAGCUGGACCUCUCAGCUGCCAACAGAGAGCCAGACCAAAUCCCAGCAAAACGCCAGAAAAAGGAACCCAAAGAAACGAUUGCACAAACCACACAAGACCAGGAUGAAGGCGUAUUUGAGUCUGUCUAUGAGAAUUUUUGAAUCAUUUAUAAACUUGUAUCGACAGAUUGUGAUAUUUAUAUCAUUGCCUGAGAUGAUCUCGGUUUGCUUUGCUGUGUCAUUGUCGCCUGUUACCAGAAAGUUUUAGAUCCUUUAAAAGUAAAAGUAACAAAAACACAAUUAAAAAAAUACUCUAUUGCAUGUAAAUUUGUAAAAAAAAAGUAUUAUCAGCAAAUUAUACUCAAAGAACAAAGUUAAAAGUACUCAUUAUGCAGGCACAAUGGCAUCUAUCAGUGUUACAUUAUAAUGUAUGAUGUUGUAGCUACUUAUUUACUGUAUAAUUAUAGGUUUGAAAUAUGAAUCAGAAAAGUAAUUAGUAUCUAUCGCUGUCAUAUAAAUGAAGUGGAGUAAGAUGUACAGUAAUAUAAAAAAGUGCAGUGUU
Molecule: messenger RNA, 1457 nt
Organism: Sebastes umbrosus (honeycomb rockfish)
Lineage: Eukaryota; Metazoa; Chordata; Actinopteri; Perciformes; Sebastidae
Gene: nfam1
Exons: 6
Coding region: 278-1057 (259 amino acids)
Biological process (GO): regulation of B cell differentiation; B cell receptor signaling pathway; positive regulation of cytokine production
Cellular component (GO): membrane raft
Molecular function (GO): transmembrane signaling receptor activity
Source: RefSeq, a predicted model, not a curated record